CUAAUUUAAGUUUUUUUUUAUCUCUAAAAACAGAUGGUCUAUAAUUAUUGCAAUAUUACAAACAUAUUGCAUUAGUCGUUGUACUAUGUAGCUGAAUCAUCAUUUAGGAAAAGGGACUUGAUAUGUCUUAUAUACUUCAAAGAGAAAAAGUCUUCAAUAAAAAAGGAGGCCAUUCUUUAAUAUCUGCCAUAAAGCUUAAAAUUCCUGGAAAAUUGAAAAGUGUAAGCCCUUUUACAGAUCCACGGGCUUGGAGUCUAGAUCGAAACUCGCAAAGGAAAUAUUUUUUAGAUUCCAUAGCUAGAAAUAUAACCAAUGGAUCAAGCUCCUCCAGCGAUGAGUGUUUGAUACCAAUAACUCCAAAAAAGAGGAGAAAUUCUUCUACUACUCAAGUAGUCAAACCUAAAUCGCUAAUUAGAAAAGCUAUAUCAGCGGAGCAGCUGAAAUGCAUAAGACCACAACCUGACAAGUUAAAUAUCAAGCUUGCAGAAGCUAAUGCCAAAAUAAGCCAGAUGAAUUCGCAAAAGGAGCAAAUGGAAAAGGCUUCGCAGGAAUACCAGAUGGAGAUAGAUAAUCUGCGGACCCUAGUCACUGAAGUGCAAGAAGAACUGUGUUUCCUACAUGGCCUUAAAGAUGAAAAUAUAAAACUUAGAGCAGAAUUAAGAGAUGACAUUCAUAAACAUGUCACAAAUGCUGAGCAAGAAAUAAACCAUUUAAAUUCAGAAUUGGAAAUUUAUAAGGAGUAUAAAUUCAAGUACGAGAACUUGAGAACAUAUAAUGAACAGCUUAAAGAUGAACAUGACCAAAUCAGAUUACUAAUUAAGGAAAUGGAAUGGAACAAUACACAGCUUCAAAAUGAAAUCGAAUCGCUUAAAACCAAAGUCACUACACUGGAAUCGCGUGAACUGGCUAUAUCAACUGCCACAAUAGACAAGGAGGUCUUAAGGGAGAGGUUACAGAUGAGAGAAGAGAAAAUUUCUUGUCUUGUUUCUUUUCUGGAAGAUAAAGAAAUGACAAUUCAAGAACUAGUGGUGCAACUUCAGAGAUUGACGUCUAGCAUUGUUGCUAAAGACGGCACUACAGGGAAACAGGUAAAUUCUCUUAAAAUAGCAUUACAUGAAAAGGCAACUAAGAUUGAAGAAUUGGAAGAUAAACUACACGCUUCAGAAUUACUUAUUCGUGAAUUAGAAAACAUUAGAGAUCAUUUUCGCCUUUCAAAUUGUGCUUUAACUGAAAAUAUGCAAAAUUACAAAAAACAAUUCAACAUAGUUGUCUCUUGCUCCAAGAAACUUCUAUCCCAAUUAGAAGUAUGUAAAUUGGAGAUAGAUGACAAAGAUCUUCUCAUCCGUAAGCUAUCCAUUUUUCCUCAAUCCGCUUCCUCUAUAGUGCAAUUUGCUCAGUUGUUAAAUAUUUUAAAAUCGAGUGAAGGCCUGAUAGAUACGGAUAAGCAAGGUGCAAUUUCUUUCAUUCCAACGAUGAGAAGAAUUGUAGAGCAAUUAAAAGCAGAAAUAAUUGGAGAUAGAAUACAGUAUCCACUCUAUGAAAUCUAUGAUUCCCAUUCACAGACCGACUUUAAAGGUAUGGAUAAGUGCGUCCAAAACGAACUAUUUUACAUUGAGCAUAAAUCUGUUGAUGUUUGUCUUCCAGAUAGAUACUACUUUGCUUAUGAAAAAUCACAGACUGAAGUAGCUAAGCUAAAUGCAGUCAUAGUGGCCUUGAAGGAUUCUUUCCUUCGAGUAGAUUCAGCUAACCACACACUUGAAAAAAAGAUUAUUACUUCAUUGGCAGAAAAGGGCGCAAGAGAAAGAGAGAUUUGCUCUUUGCAACAACAGUUAAUUGCUGUAAAUGAGGAAAUGAAAUUUCUAAGAAAUGAAAUAGAACAUAACUAUGCACUGCUAAAUAAAUCUUUAUGUGAAAUAGAAAUAGAAAGAGUAGUGCAGGAAUCGACCAGCGAGAUAUUUAUAGCUACCUUAGAUUCAACUACCUAUGAGUAUAACAUGUAUGUGAACGUUCUUGAGUCUCUUCUAAAAUAUAAAGAAGAAAAAAUUAACGUACUAGAAGACUACCUCUGUAAUGAAACACAGAAAGAUGAAACAGUUGACAAUGAACAUAUUACGAUAUUAGAAAAUGAAUUAAAAUAUAUAUCAGAUAAGUACCUAAAAGAGAAACAAACUGUAAACACUUUAAACAUCCAAGUUUCCAAGUUACAAGGAGCUUUGACUGAGAAAAUGGACCAUUUUAAGAUUGUACAAGAGAAGCUUCUGAGAGCUGAAAAAAUUUUUGAACAUUUAAAUAAUAUAGAAAAUCAAUGUAUGCUGAAAGGUAAUCAUCUAGAAGAAUCAACAAUACCAACUGAAGAAAUAGUAGUUUCAGCAUCGAACAAAAUAUUAUCUCAUAGUGAGAGGCUCGAGUCACAUUUGAAAGAAGAAAAGGAUUUAAAGGAAAAACUACUUCGGGAGACAGUUUCCAGGGAAUAUGUUUCAAAUCUAAUGCAAAGAAAUAAUUCUAAGAGAAGGAAUUUGAAGAAAAUCAUUAGUCAGCUCAAAAGUAAUAUUAUCAGAAUCAAAUUUGCUUUACUUAAACUACGAAAUAAACUGAAAUUAUCUGAAAGACUAAAUAAUGAAUAUAGUUCAGAACUGUCAAAACUGAAAACUUUUAAUAUGGAAGUUAAAAAGGAAGUAGUAUAUAUGAAAGAUCAACUCCAAAAGGAAAAAUUGAAAAACAAAAACUUAGAAAUGUCCUUGGAAAUUAAGACUAUGGAACAGUAUGAUCAAAGAAAUAAAUCAAAAAAAGUAGAAUGUAUUCUUAUGAGAAUAAUAAAGCAGUUUGAAAGAAGAGGAAAAUUUAGUUCUGUUAGCAUACAAACAAAUUCCACAUUUAGAGACAAAGAAAAGGAAAUUUCAGUUUUAAAAAUAAAAAACAAAGAACUUAAAACUGAAAAUGAUUCUCUUUCAAGCAUUAUAGAAAAUCUGAAAGAACGAUUAGCGAACAUAUUAUACAUUCCAGAAAAAGAUAGUCAUCCACCUCAGACUUUAUCGAUCGAUUCUCAAACAGAUAUAAUACAGGACGAUGGUACUUUGAGUGAUAUACGAAAUCAUUAUGAAAACAUUAUACAAAUUUUGCAGAAGGACAAAGCUUUAGAGAAGGAAGAGAGCGAAAAACAAUUUAAGAAUAUUUUACAUAAAAUAACCGAGGGGUAUGAAAAAGAUUUGAAAAAUAAACAAUUACUUCACGAUACGGAAUUAGAAAAACUAAACGUUUCUCAUAAGGAAAAAUGCAAGUAUCACAUUAACAAAUAUGAACUAGAAGAAGUUCACCAGCAGGAAAUAGAAAAACAAAAAUCACAUUAUGAAGCUUUAUUGAAGACAAAAGAAACGGAAGAAGAUGAACUAAACAGAGAAAUAAAAGAACUAAAAGAAGAAGUUGGCAAGAUUAUAACUCAGAAGCAAAAGGAUGAUUCUACUUUCAAUGACAAAAUUAAGAUACAAUUAAUAAAUCUAAAAACAAAAUUUAAGAAGCAAUACAAACGCUUAAAAAAGGCCCAUGAAGCUGAGGUUUUACAAUUGAACAAUAAGUAUAAUGAAAGCAUGAAAAAAAUUAGUGAAGGGAAUAGUGCACGUUAUUGCAUUGAGUGUCAAAAUGCUGAUAGGCUCAAUGCAAAAUUAAGUGUGCUGUGUCAAACUGAAAUAACCAAUAAUGCAAAAUUAACUGUUGGUUGUCAAACAUUAGAUUUUGAUGAAAGAAAAUUAAAUAAUACCUCCCAGCCACUUACAGAACAAAUAGAAUGCCAAGCAACCAAAGAAUGUUUAGAUUACAAUAUUAAUAAUAUGUACCACAAAAAAAAGAUUGAUAUAAACUUCAAGGAGAGUAUAAAAUGUUCAAUCAAGGAAGCAAAUGGUAUGAUCCCUAAAGAAAUAUUUAAUAUUUUAAAUGCCCUCAGACCAUCAACCAAAAUAUUGAACACUGCCCUAAAUUUAUGCAUAAAAGAUAAAACAGAUCCAUCAACUGAAAAACAAAUAGUGUCAGAAAUACUUAAAACUGGUACAGAUGAAAUAGAGGUCGAUUGCCAAGAUAUGCUUAAAACUUUGUCCAAGUUUGAAAAACGUGCUACCAAAGAAAAUGCCAUAUUUCAGGAAAUUAGAGAUAUCUCUAACAGAAGUAAUAAUUACUGUUAUUUACAGCACAGACUCGAAUUAGAGUUUGAUAGAGCAGAAAAACUUAGAAACCAGAGAGAUGAAUUGAGCAAUGAAGUGUUCAAAUUAAAAAAACAACUAGCAAAUUUGGAAACUAAUCUUCGUUUUGAGAAAACCAAAAAUGACAAUUUAAAUAAACUGGUGAGUUCAAUGAAAGUGCAAAGACGAACCUCAGAAAAGUUGGAAAUGUCAUUAGAGAGAUUGAGGACAAAAUUAGAAAGAGCAGAAUUAUGUGAAAAAAGAUUAAGUGAAGAACUUAAGGAAGAUAAAAAAACAAGUGAAAGAAUUCAGGUUGUAAUUGAAUCAAACAAAAUUGAACCAAAAAUAAAAUCAAUGGUCACUGAAGAAGCAAUAAAAGUAACUGAUUCUCCAAGUGAUUUAGAUGAAAUUAGCUCCAGUAAGUUCUUUGAAGUAACCAGAGAUGUGGAAGGAAUUAAUCCUGCCACAGAAUCUGCGGAUGAAAGUCAAUCAGAUAAUGACAUUGUGAAGGUCAACUCGUUGAAAAAUGAUUUGAAAGUUAUUUUUAUCCAACGGUGUGGAGUAUUACAUACCUGGAAGGAGCAACUUAAUCCGCAAAUGAUUUGACCAUGGCCUUAAUAAUAGUUUCAAAAACGUUGAAGUCUGCCCAUUUCACCUCAGGAUCAAAUAAUAAAUUAUUGAAUUAAUAUUUUCAUUAAUCAAAUAAUAAAAUCUUUUCUAUAAUCUA
This is a messenger RNA of Nezara viridula (southern green stink bug), 4896 nucleotides long. The record is from the annotation of a GenBank genome assembly. NCBI's taxonomy places the organism in Eukaryota, Metazoa, Arthropoda, Insecta, Hemiptera, Pentatomidae.